Lactuca virosa is the source of this 738-nucleotide messenger RNA. The record is from the annotation of a GenBank genome assembly. Lineage: Eukaryota; Viridiplantae; Streptophyta; Magnoliopsida; Asterales; Asteraceae.
AUGGGAAACCGUAUUAUUAUCCCGUCUUCUUUUACGGGUGGCAGCCGUUACAUGCAACAUAAUUACUUAGACGCAAUGACUUUGGUUAAGUGUUUUGGUUAUCCUGAUCUUUUUUUAACCGCUGCUGCAUGUAAUCCUAAAUGGCCAGAGGUAAUUAGAUUCGUUGAAUCUGAAAAUCUUAAACCCGAAGACAGGCCUGAUAUUUUGACAAGAAUAUUCAAAAUAAAACUUGAUUCACUAAUCACUAGACUCAAGGAAGAAAAAAUUUUGGGUGAAGUCGAUGGAGUAAAGGGUCCUACUUGCUAUGAAGAUAUUAGAACGGUUAACGGGAGCGUUUAUGACUCUUACAAAGAUGCUUGCUACGCUCGUGGUGUAUUAGACGAUGAUAGAGAGUACACAUCUUCUAUACAAGAAACACAUCAUUGGGCCACCGCUUCUUUCUGCAGAUCUCUAUUCGUUAUGUUGAUUACAUCAGAUAGUCUAUCCCGGCCUCAUCAUGUUUUUAAAGAGACAUAUAACUGUCUCUCUGAUGAUGUCGUUCACGUUCGAGAACAAGAAAUGGGCGUGAAAGGCUUGAAGCUAGAACCGGAAGCAAUUUACCACCUAACGUUGUCGUACAUUGAGAAAUCUUUAUUGAGCUAUGGACUGAGUUCAUCGAGGAAGAAGGAAGAAGUUUCCGGAAAAGGCAUAUUUGGCCCCUAUGUUUUGGUUUUAUGGCAAAAUAAACCCCAAUUCUGA